UAUCGUUACUUCCUGUCAUAAAUUUUGUAUCGCCGGCCGAAGCGCAGUUGAAUUUAGGAGGGAGUUUUCAAACGGCUUUACCGGAGAGCGCCAAAGCUCAGAAGUUUGACCAAACUAACCAUGGCGAGCUGCGAUAACACAGUCGGAAUAACGGACUCGACCAAUAUAUCCACGAAAGUUCUUGCACCUCCUGGUGGGAAAACAUCCAUCAGUUUGUUUGGUGGUGAUGCACCUGAACCAGCUGCUCCUAAGAAGGAGGUAAAUGCCUGCCAAGCAGCUCGAAACAAAUCCAAUGUCUUUGCAUCAGAUGGUCCUGCUCCUGCUCCUGACACAGCAGCUGCUCACCAUAAGCAAAGUCAACAAAGAAGGCAACAUUCCAGUGUUUUUGGUGAGUCAAGCCAACCUGUACCAGUGGCUCAACCUUUUGAGCCUGAGCCGCGAAAGCCUCACACAGUGAAUCCUCACCAGGAGGCACGGCAAAAAUCUUCUCUUUUUAAGGAGCCUACAGAACCAGCCAAACCUCCCCCACCAAGGAAAGGCAGUGACAUCAUUGCAGGACGCGGCCAAGAUGAACCAGCUCAUACAUCAGUGAAAGUGCAUGCUCCUCCUGGUGGAGUUUCUCAUAUCUCUUUUGGUUAAUUUUCUAUUCAUUUAAGACACAUUAUUUUUAUCUUCAUUCUUAUUUUGUUACCAUUAGUCCAGUGUACUCAGUGUUCCAAUGCCCGAUUCAUGCUUAAAUCAAAACUGUAAAAUUGAAAUUCAUGGUCAUUGUUAAGGAAACAAGGCAUUUCUUUAAAAGAAGCACUUCUCUUCUCAUGCAAUUUUUGUCACAACAGCUCCUAUCUUUUAAGUUAAGUGUAAGUAUUUAAGUACUGUAUGUUUUCUUCUCAUCUUCUCAAUUUCUUAUCCCUUUCACUCCCAAGAUCUGAUUAGUAAUUCUCCUUACUAUCUGCCAUACAAUUCUUAUGAUGUUAGUUUAGAGAAUUUGGUAUUGGAUCAACUAAUAAUCCCAUGAUCGAUAUUCUUCUCUAUUCUCAUCACCUACUUGCUUGAUGUUGUAUUGAUUUUGUAAGGAGAAAUUCUGUCUUGGUCACUUGUGGGAGUGAAAUGGUUAAAGCAUGUUUCUCAAGUUACUUUCAGCGAGGAAUUUUUUUCACCCAAGGUAAAAAUUACCCCCUGGGCACUCAUUUCUUUUCAUUUGUUUGUAAAUUAUUGUUAAUAUUGUUGUCUUUGUGAAGGGGCAUUUUUUAACUUCACAAUUUUAAGUACUUAGGUCAAGUAUUACCUGCUGAUGUUUUGUCAUGUAGGCUGUAAUUUAUUGCAGAGUUAAGGGAAGAUUCAACAUUCAGAAAUUAAAUUUUACUGAGCAGUAUUAUGUGUGUAAAACUGUUGAACUUUGAGGUAUUAAGAUCAUAUAAUUUUUGCUGACAACAUAUGGUGUCAUUCUUAAUAUGUUGUUUCCUCUUGAUAAUGUUAUGUCAACAGUGUGUUAUACUUAGCAGGUACAACUGACUUCUGCCUAAAGGGGACUCAUGCUUUGUAGCAACCUUCGUUAAAAAACUUAGAAGUGCCCCAUUUUCUGAGAGCCUGCUUACAUUUUUAUGCAAAUCACACCUCCAAAAUAUCAUGUUGAGGUGAACUGUACACUGUUAGUAGAGAGCAGUUCUUAAGUUUGAGUGUCUUUAGACUUACCUAAUUAAAGUGUUAUUUAGUUGUGUAUAGGUGCCAUAAGUCUGUUAGCCCUUUGCGAUCUUAAAUACAGUAGAACCAUGCUAACUUGAAGUAGAUGAACUGAAACAAAAUUUUGUUUUUGCCUAUAUUUGAACCCAGUUUUCAGUCAUUUACUCUCAACUAACUAAACUUUGGUUAACUUGAACUAAUUUUACUUUCCCUAUGCUCAAACCUCCCAAACUGUAAUACAUCUGGCUAAACUUCUCUAACCUAGCAUUCUUAUAAAAAAGCUCUUAUAAAACAAACUAAACAUUUCAAAAUGACUUUUAAUUGUGCAAUAAUGAUAAAAACACGAUUCCUAAUUACUUAUUAACUGGAUAAUUUAAAAUUAACCAGAAAAAAAUCAAAUCCCCUCUGGCUUGAACAGUUUGAAAUAUUUUCUGUUUCCCUCAGGAGUUUGAGUCAGUGUGGUUGUACUGUAUGUAUUUAGCAAAGUAAGAGGUAACAGUUACAUUUAAUAUUUUAAACCAGAAAAACAUAACCAUUUCAGUUAUAGCUACUUAAGUGUAGUUUUAGUAUCUAAUCUUUGGGUUUUAAGAAAAAACUUUCCCACUAGGCAAUUGGUAGCACAACUCCAUUCAAGGUGGCAUGGUGGAUAUCGGAUUGUAUGAAGCUGUAAACCUUAUGCUUGCCUAUUGGAAGAAAUAUGUGCAUUCAGCUUUUUGUGUAGAUUUGUUACUCGUUUUACUUGUGUGUAAUAUAUUCAGGUGAACAACAUCAGUAAUUGUUUCGUGUUAUGACAACAUUAAAUGAAGGACACUCGGUGA
This is a messenger RNA of Pocillopora damicornis (cauliflower coral), 2498 nucleotides long. RefSeq lists its product as uncharacterized. The record is from RefSeq and is a predicted model, not a curated record. Lineage: Eukaryota; Metazoa; Cnidaria; Anthozoa; Scleractinia; Pocilloporidae.